This is a messenger RNA of Anoplophora glabripennis (Asian longhorned beetle), 2243 nucleotides long. RefSeq names its product protein c-ets-1-A (gene pnt). Bases 534 to 2174 code for a protein of 546 amino acids. Gene Ontology annotation, molecular function: sequence-specific DNA binding; DNA-binding transcription factor activity, RNA polymerase II-specific. NCBI's taxonomy places the organism in Eukaryota, Metazoa, Arthropoda, Insecta, Coleoptera, Cerambycidae. Gene Ontology annotation, biological process: cell differentiation; regulation of transcription by RNA polymerase II. The record is from RefSeq and is a predicted model, not a curated record. Gene Ontology annotation, cellular component: nucleus. The transcript is spliced from 9 exons.
GGUGCACAGGUGCGCUCCAUAGACCGUCUUCUUUGUAUUCGGUCACUAUUUCGAUAGCUUUUGUUGACGCUUACUACGUCUUACUAGGAUUCCAGUGAGGAGCGUCCGUCGUGCUUUGACCUGCGAUUCGCGAAAAACUGCGCGCAAAACUGGAAAAGUGAGAGUGUGUGUGUAGUACACCGAACGAAAACUGUGACACUCGAAAACGAUUUACCAAAACCUCGCCUCGGACAGUGCGAAUCGGCCCGAAAAAACUUAUAAAUGGGUUUGUUUUCAUUUGAAUGGCGAGUCUAUUUUUAAGCCAACUAAAAUAGAUCAGUGACAGUUAUGCAUUGGACAUAAUUUGGAGUAAAAUCGAAACACAAAAAUCGCGCUCGCAAAAAUGACUGCCCGUUCGACGAGGGGCACUAGUGACGAUCAAUCUUCUUCAACAGACAGCCUGUGAUGUUACAGUGUUAAAUGUGAUUGUAAAUAACAGAUUAUUUAUUAAUUUAUUUUGUGUUAUUCUCUGUGUAAAUAUUGUUAUCUAGUCAAUGUAUAUAGACAUUCUGAGACCCUACAGCGGGAUGGGCAUAAAAACAAUGAAGGCUUUCAGCAGGCAGAAAGAUAUCCCGACGCAGGUACCGCCACUGACGCCGGGCACGAACAAGACGAUGGCCGAGGCGCUCAAAGCGUCUUUCGCAUCGUGGGAAAAAGAGCAACUCCGAUUAAACAUAACCAAAGAUCCGAGACAGUGGACCGAAAACCACGUGGCCCAUUGGCUGCAAUGGGCCGCCAAAGAGUUCUCCCUGGACUGCAUUCCACUGAACCAGUUCAGGAUGAAGGGGAAGGACAUCUGUGCCAUGGGAAAGGACGCCUUCUCCGCGAGGGCGCCCGCCUUCGUCGGCGACAUCUUGUGGGAACAUUUGGAGCUUCUCCAGAAGGAUCUGGAGAAAGAGCGGGCCAUGAACAAUUCCGUGGUGUCGAAUAACAUGUACGAACCCAUGUGUGUGCCAGAACUUGGUGCUUACAUCGACUACACCCAAGCACCAACGGUGCUUUCUGGAGACGAUAGGAAAUCGGUGCCGGUGUCGUCGAUCACGAAUCCCGCAGGGACGCCAACAGCGCCCCAGUCCACGAAUAACAAUUUUUUACACGAAGGAGUCUAUGGGCAGUUAAGAAGUCCAGCCUGCCCUCCCGCGGAUACAGAAAUAAGAGAAGAAGGCUCACCUCCCCCUGGUCCUCCUUCAGGGUAUCUGCAGCACCUCCAGCGAAGCCCCGCCUACCACCAUUUAAAAGAUGGUUACAAAGGUACUUGUCCGACGGGCAGCGAGUCGACAGGGGGCAAUUUCGGUGGUAUCGACGGGAGCCUACAGACGCUGAACAGCGACGAUCAGUCGCACCUGUUCCAGACGCCGCAAACUCACUAUACGCAGGAGGAGCACGAGUACCAAGCACUGGAACCCCAUCAGCAGCAGUACCUCGACAACUCCCCUGAAUUUUACGCCGCCAACCAUCUACUAGAACCAAAAUACAACCCCGCUCACAAUUAUGUAAAAAACUAUGUGCGAGGAGCUGGAAGGUACAACGAUGGAUACGGCGACACCUACGGUUCCCCCUACGACACGACACCGUUCCAGACGGUGCCCAGCGGCGCCAACAGCGGACCGGAUCAGUGGGGCCACAACCACGAUCUCUCGCUCGCCCACCAUGCACACGGACACCCUGCUUUCCUCUCCGCCGGUAUGGCUAGAGACCAGCUCAACGCCAUGCAGGACACCAAGCCUAUGAUCCAGAACGGGAUGAUAGCCGGGUACCCGAGCAAUCCUAGCGCCGGAGGGCCCUGUUUUACUGGAUCAGGGCCUAUCCAGCUGUGGCAAUUCCUACUAGAAUUACUGACCGACAAGUCAUGCCAAGGCUUCAUCUCCUGGACAGGAGACGGCUGGGAGUUCAAAUUGACCGAUCCUGACGAGGUCGCCAGGAGAUGGGGUAUUCGCAAGAACAAGCCAAAAAUGAACUACGAGAAACUGUCCCGCGGACUCCGGUACUAUUACGAUAAGAAUAUUAUUCACAAGACUGCUGGCAAACGUUAUGUUUAUCGCUUCGUGUGUGAUCUUCAAACACUACUUGGAUACAGCCCAGAGGAACUUCACGCAAUGGUAGAUCUCAAACCGGAAAAGAAGGAAGAUGACUGAAUGAACCCGUAACUCGUCAAGAAACCUUGGUGCCUAAUGAUAAUUAAAUCAAAUCAUGCUGAUCAAAAA